This is a messenger RNA of Sebastes umbrosus (honeycomb rockfish), 2979 nucleotides long. Its product is annotated as LON peptidase N-terminal domain and RING finger protein 3-like. Gene Ontology annotation, biological process: protein ubiquitination. Gene Ontology annotation, molecular function: protein binding; ubiquitin-protein transferase activity. Lineage: Eukaryota; Metazoa; Chordata; Actinopteri; Perciformes; Sebastidae. The coding region runs from base 89 to 2386 and encodes 765 amino acids. The record is from RefSeq and is a predicted model, not a curated record. The transcript is spliced from 11 exons.
CCAUUGAGAAUAAUAUGGGUGCUUCCUGGACCGGAGCCUCGAACGAGCAGUGUAGUCAGCAGACCUCACAGCAGCGGACCUAGCAUGAAUGGCAGCAGCGGUAUUGACCACAUUACACACAGGUGAGAGGACUGACAGUCUGCUGAGUAUGGGGACGGAGAGUGAGAGCAUGUUGCAGCUAGCAGCCGAGGCUUUCCAGUCGAAAAACUUCGACCUAGCAGCGGAUAUCUACGAGUGCCAACUAGCGAGUCUGGGAGAUCCAGGCAGCCGACAGGAGCUGAUGGUGAAGCGGGCUGACGCGCUCGCCUUCGGGGGCAAAUUCACCGAAGCUUUCGACGCGUACCGACAAGCCUCGGAGACGGAGAGACUGAGACCUGUUCACCUGAGUAACCUCAUAGAGUAUCUAUCGGGUAGUAUUAGCAGACAAAUCAGGGGCGACGGUCAAAACAGGAGCUCGAAGAGAGCAGAAGAGGCGGCGGUAGGCGCGGCGGUGGCAGCAGCUCCACAACCGGGAGUUGUUGCUGCUACUGCGGCUACGGGCGUUGGGUACGAAGACGUCUCGUGCCGGAUAUGCAUGAGCUUUCUGUUCGAGCCCGUGACUCUCCCGUGCGGACACUGCUUCUGUAAGAAGUGCCUGGAGAAGGAGAGCAAGGAGAAGGACCGGCCGGUGAUGUGUAAGGAGUGCCGGGACAGCUCCAGAGUAGCGGACGUGCAGAGUUACCGGGUGAACGUGAUGCUGAGCAACCUGCUGGCCAAGUGGUUCCCCAGCCUGCACCAGGCCAGCCGGCUGCGGCGGGAGGGCAACGGGCUGUACGCAGACAAGAAGCUGGAGGCAGCGCUGGAGAAAUACAACCAAGCCAUACUGAUAGCACCCAUGGACCACAUACUGUUCAGUAAUCGCUCCAUGAUCCACUCCAGUCUGAGACACUAUGAACAGGCUCUGAGCGACGCUGAGGUGACCUGCAGACUCAUGCCUAACUGGUCCAAGGGUCAUGUUCGUAAGGCCCAGGCCCUGGUGUCUCUGGGCAGGACGGAGGAGGCUCUGAAGGAGUACCUGGUCUGUCUGUCCAUAGAGCCUGACUGUAGACCGGCCAAGACUGAGGCCCACAAGCUCCUCUGUGAUCUCCUGGCUCCAGUCACAGAUCAGGUCCCUGAACACAUCUCAGACUACUCCAAUACACUGUCUCUCAGAGCACACAUCAAGAGCAGUAUUAACGCUCCCCCCGAGAUCUUCAGUCCCAGCUCAGCAUCCAGUCUUGCCCCUGCUACUCCUGCAACUGAGAUGUCUGGCAGUGAGGUCAAAUGUCAGACAAAGCCUGACAUCAGGAGGCCGGACCGCUGUUUACUACUCAAAAGGAAACGGAGGAGCACAGAGGAGGAGGACGGUGGACAGGAGAGGAGAGACGACCACAAGAGAGCCAAGUCUGGUGAGCUUUUGGACGUAGCCACUGAUCCACUGAGUUCUGCGGUUGGUGACGUCUUGGACCCGUGCGAUCUGGAGUGUUCUCUGUGUAUGAGACUUUUCUACGAGCCGGUGACGACGCCGUGCGGUCACACGUUCUGUCUUCGCUGUCUGGAGAGAUGUCUGGACCACAACCCAAAGUGUCCACUCUGUAAAGAGGAGCUGUCUGAGUACCUGGUCCAGAGGCAGUACUCUAAGACAGUACUAAUGGAGAACCUGAUAUCGACGUAUCUUCCCUCGGAGCUCAUAGAAAGACAGAAAAUCCACCAGGAUGAGAUGGCUGAGCUCUCCAAUCUUAACAAGAAUGUGCCUAUAUUCGUGUGCACCAUGGCCUUCCCCACUGUGCCAUGCCCUCUCCAUAUCUUCGAGCCCUGCUACAGACUGAUGAUUCGCCGAUGCAUAGAGGCGGGAACCAACUGCUUCGGCAUGUGUCUGGGAGACGACCGCAAAGGGUUUGCAGACUAUGGGUGCCUGUUGGAGAUCCGCGAUGUGAAGUUCUUUUCCGACGGCCGCUCAGUCGUGGACACCAUCGGCAAACGGAGGUUUAAAGUCCUCCAGCACCACGAGAGGGACGGAUACAACACGGCUGAUAUAGAGUACCUGGAGGAUGUUAAGGAGGAGGAUCUGGCGGAGCGUGAGCUGCAGUCUCUGCAUGAUACGGUGUACGACCAGGCUCUGGUGUGGGUCAACUCCUUGAAGACGGAGCAGAGGGAACGCAUUGAAGGACACUUUGGACCCAUGCCUCAGAAAGACUCUGAAUUUCAGGACAGUCCCAACGGCCCCUCGUGGUGUUGGUGGUUACUCGCCGUUCUUCCGUUAGAAGGCCGAGCCCAGCUGCCGUUCCUGGCCCUCACCUCUCUGAAAGAUCGCCUCAGCGGCAUCCGCAAGGUGCUGCUCUUCAUGGCCCACAGCAGGCACCGGUGACUUUGACUCUCCGCACCUGGAAAAUGCAGUAACCCCUCCUUCCCGCACACACACCCUCCUCCAAAGCAGCAGUUGAGCUGCUGUUCUUCCUUUUUUUGACGCACAAAGAACUGACGUUGUUGCACCUUCCGUGUUGCAGCGCCAUCCCAUUCAGAAAGCAGCGCUGGACUCAUCUUUCUACAUCAAACUUUAACAAAAAAUGGGAGCAACAGAGACUAUUGAUUUGAAUACAUAAGAUAUCUUCCAUCCAUAACAUUCUCUUCCCACCAACCAUACAGACUUCUGCUACAGUAUAUUCAGACAGGAAGGACAUCUGAUUUCUUAAAGAGACAGUACAAAAGCGACCAGAUUUCACCUUCUGUCAUCGGAUGUCACUGUAAUAAUAAUGCGCACAUGCUACGUAUAUGUUUUUGUCUAACAUCUCCGUGUGUACAACGACAAACUGUUGUGCUGAUAUGUCUUCUAUUGUCCAGGUUCCACUGUUGCCUUUCUGGCCUUCCUCCAUCUUUGUAGUUCUAUGCUCUUCCUCUUGCAUACAUGCGUGUGAAAAACAAACAAACUUUGCAGUCUGAUAUGAGCACUUUCUCCAAAAA